Messenger RNA from Helianthus annuus (common sunflower), 3029 nucleotides. RefSeq names its product MDIS1-interacting receptor like kinase 2. Lineage: Eukaryota; Viridiplantae; Streptophyta; Magnoliopsida; Asterales; Asteraceae. Bases 2 to 2830 code for a protein of 942 amino acids. Gene Ontology annotation, biological process: protein phosphorylation. Gene Ontology annotation, molecular function: ATP binding; protein kinase activity; protein binding. The record is from RefSeq and is a predicted model, not a curated record. The transcript has 2 exons.
UAUGAAAAGUAUACCACUUCAUCAACUAUUUCUACUUCCGAUCAUGAGAUCUUCCAUGUUCCUUACCAUUGCACUAGUCUUAACCUCUUUCUCUAAUCUUUCACUUGCAACUGCUGAAGAAGUUUCAAAUCUACGGAUUACUAAUGAAGCAUCUUCUCUUCUGAAAUGGAAAUCUAGCCUUGAUAAACAAAGCCAAUCAUUUCUUUCUUCAUGGGUUGGAAGCAACCCAUGCUAUGAUUGGAUAGGAAUUGGUUGUAGUAACACUACAACAGAUGGAGAAAAUGUUGUAACAAGCAUCCGACUAUCGAAUUCAAGCUUAAGAGGUACACUUGGUGAUCUUGAUUCUUUAUCUUUACGUAAUCUUGAAUCCUUGGAUCUUUCACUUAACUCGCUCUCGGGCAUCAUUCCUCAAAGAAUUGGGAAUCUGAAUUCUGUUAAAUUCCUUAAUCUUUCUUGUAAUCAACUUACUGGACUCAUUCCUUCCUCUAUAGGAAAUUUAACCAAUCUCCACUAUCUUUAUCUGGAUAACAAUACUCUUUCUGGGUCCAUCCCAUCUGAACUUGGCCGGGCUCGGGAUCUCAUAGAUCUCACGCUUAGCAAAAACCUGUUAAAUGGUACCAUUCCAUUUUCGUUCAUAAACUUUAGUAGGAUAGAAAGGAUAGAAAUCAAUGAUAACAAUAUAUCCGGCUCGAUUCCUGAAUAUUUUGCAAACUAUACUCAUCUUGAACGGUUGAACUUGGGUAAGAACAAUUUUAGUGGUGUCAUACCAUCUGAACUUGGAAAGAGAUCAGCCCUUGUUCACUUGAAAUUGUUCAUGAAUAAUCUUAUAGGUCCCAUUCCUAGGGAUAUGAAUCUAACCAAGAUGGAAGUGUUUGCAGUAAGUAGAAACAUGCUCUCUGGUCAGUUACCACACAAUAUAUGUGUUUCUGGACGACUUACACAAUUAUGCGCGUGCUACAAUCGCUUCUCAGGGUCUGUACCGAAAAGCGUAAAAAACUGUAGCAGCUUGGUUAGAGUUCGCCUUCAAAAUAACCAACUGACUGGAAACAUUUCUGAUGAUUUUGGGAUAUACCAGGAGUUGGAUUAUAUAAAUUUGAGCUACAACAAAUUGUAUGGUGAGGUGUCUAGUAAUUGGGGUUUUUGUCCUAAGUUAACUAGCUUACAGAUAUCAAACAACAAUCUGUCAGGAAAAUUACCAAUAGAGCUAGGAAGAGCAACAGGAUUAGGCGAGCUUUAUCUCUCAUCAAAUCAUUUAGUUGGUAAAAUCCCAAAAAGCCUUGAAAGAUUAAGUUCAUUGAUGAAGUUGUACUUGGACGAUAAUUCGUUAUCAGGUACAAUUCCUUCGGAAUUGGGAAGUUUGGACAACUUGGAAGUCCUUAACUUGGCAAAAAAUUCUUUUACUGGCCUGAUCCAAGAAAAGCUAGGAGAGUGCUUAAAGUUAAGGAGUUUGAAUCUAAGCGGUAAUAGAUUUGAGGGAGUUAUUCCUGUACAUCUUUCCAAGUUGGACAAGUUAGAAUUUCUUGAUCUUAGUGAAAAUAGUUUGAUUGGGUAUCUACCACCACAACUUGGAGGUCUAAAGGCACUAGAAACAAUGAACCUCUCCCACAAUAGCCUCAUAGGCUCAAUUCCAGCAACUUUUAUUCAGAUGUUAAGCUUAACCACAGUUGAUAUAUCUUUCAACCAGCUAGAGGGCCCACUUCCAAGUAUGCGCGCAUUCGAAGAGGCUCCAAUGGAGGCACUUAGGAAUAACAAGCUGUUAUGUGGAUACAACACAGGGUUGGACUGUCGAGUGGAACGAAGAAAUCAAGAUAAUGAAAACAAGUUUCUGAAGGUGAUGCUUACAAUAGUAGUUCCAUCUUUGGGAUGCAUGUUGCUGUUGGUUGUCAUUAUAUCUAGCAUAUUCUUUUAUCUCCAUAAAAGAAAUCCAAAUGGUACUAGUAGGCCACAAGAGAUAGAAGCAAAGCCUUUUACAAUCUGGAGCUAUGAUGGGAAAAUGGUCUAUGAGAACAUCAUUAAUGCAAUAGAUGACUUUGACCCCAAGCAUAUUGUUGGGGUUGGUGGAUUUGGAACUGUUUAUAAAGCAGAGUUGUUAUCAGAAGUAUUUGCUGUGAAAAAAUUCCAUGCAUCAGAAGAUGACAAGAUGCAUAAUUUCAAGAGUUUUGAAGCCGAGAUACGAACAUUGACCGAAAUACGUCAUCAAAACAUUGUAAAGCUAUAUGGAUUUUGUUUACAUCCACGACACUCGUUUUUGGUAUAUGAGUUCUUGGUAGGAGGAAGCUUAAGGAUGGUACUCAAUGACAUGAAACGCGCUGUUGAAUUUGAUUGGGAAAAACGGUUGAUGGUUGUUAAUGGCGUUGCAAAUGCAUUGUCUUAUAUGCACCAUGAUUGUUCACAACCGAUUAUCCACAGGGACUUGUCAAGCAACAAUGUUUUACUGGAUUCCGACUGGGUUGCUCAUGUAUCUGAUUUUGGCACAGCAAGGGUAUUAGAUCAAGACUCAUCAAACUGGACUUCAUUUGCCGGAACAGUUGGUUAUGUUGCUCCAGAACUAGCAUAUACAAUGGAAGUGAGUGAGAAAUGUGAUGUUUACAGCUUUGGGGUACUAGCACUAGAAGUUAUAAUGGGUAAGCAUCCAGGAGAUUUUCUCACGGUCUCACCUGACAUGAAAGGCACAUCUUUUAUUGAAAUUUUAGACCAACGCUUACCUUCACCGUCGGAACAAUUAGCUAAACAAUUGGAAUUACUCGUUGAGGUUGCACUCUCAUGCCUACAAAAGAAUCCUCACUCUAGGCCAUCAAUGCGGGAAGUUUCUCUUGGCUUGUCAGUCUAGACUGGUGCUGCUAAAAGGAUCUCCUGAACCUUGGAGAAGAUUGUUUUCUUGAGAUAUUGAUAACUACAUAUCUACUUAUGUUUUAGAUGAUGAUUUACAAUAAACUAAAUCUACUUAUUGUUACUACAUAUAUAUAGUUAUAUUUUAGAUGAUGACAGUAAACUACAUAUCAACUUAUGUUAUAGAUGAUUUGAUGCAA